This is a messenger RNA of Aspergillus homomorphus CBS 101889, 1134 nucleotides long. RefSeq lists its product as uncharacterized. Lineage: Eukaryota; Fungi; Ascomycota; Eurotiomycetes; Eurotiales; Aspergillaceae. The record is from RefSeq and is a predicted model, not a curated record. The coding region runs from base 69 to 1127 and encodes 352 amino acids. The transcript is spliced from 2 exons. Gene Ontology annotation, biological process: secondary metabolic process.
GAAGCCAAAGACACUCACCGUGACUAAAUCCCCCCUCACCUGACAAUCCACCGUCCACAAGUCUUACCAUGGUCACUCUAGACGCCGUACACGCCUCCAACACCGCUCUGGUCCAGAGCCAACCCCUGGUGGCCGUCUUCUUCGGGGGCACCUCAGGCAUCGGCCACUACACCCUCAGCGCACUGGCCACCGCCGAAGGAUCCCGCAGCGGCAAAGGCCUCCGCGCAUACAUCGUCGGCCGCAAGGCGCAAGCAGCCGAGAACAUCAUCGCCGAAUGCCGCGCCCUAUGCGGCCACGCCAACGCCGAGUUCAUCUUCAUCCAAGCCACCGACCUCUCCCUACUCCGCGAUGUCGACCGGGUCUGCGCCGAGAUCCUCAGUCUGGAGGAAGCAAAGAGCCAGAACCCGAGAAUCGACUACCUGAUGCUAACCCAGGGUGGAGCGCCCUUCCAGCCCAGAAAAGACACAAAAGAGGGCCUCGACAUCACAAUGUCCCUCAUGUACUACUCGCGCAUGCGAGCCCUCACCAAACUCCUCCCCUUACUCACCCAAUCCCCGCUCCCCGCAACAAUCAUCUCGGUCUUCGCCGCCGGCUUCGAGGGCAAGCUCUACGCCGACGACCUCUCCCUCCGCAACCCGGAGCUCUACAGCUACACGCAGGCGCGCUCGCACAUGAUCUACAUGCAUACCUGGUUCAUGGAGACGGUGGCCGAGCGGAACCCGGAGAAGCUGCGGCUCGUCCAUAUCUUCCCUGGUUUGGUGCUGGGCCCUGCGUUCCAGAACCCCGAGCUGCCCGCUUGGUUCCGCGUGCUCUGGCGGUGGGUGUUUGUGCCGCUCUUCGGCCGGUUGGUCUCCGUUCCGGCUGGGGAGUGCGGGGCGCGCAUGCUGGAUCUUGCGUCUAUGCGGUAUCCGGCUCGGGGAGGUGAGGGUGGUGGUGAUGGUGAUGUUGUUACUGGGACGGAUGGGACGCCUGGGAGUGGUGUUUAUUCGCUGGGUUGGAAGGGCGAGUCCAAUAUUAACCUCAAGGCGUACGAGAAGUUUGAUCAGCUUGAGAUGAGGGCUACGGUUUGGGAUCAUACUAUGAAGGCUUUUGAGACCAUUGAGGCUGGGGAUGUCUUUAAGGAUUGAAAAAUGG